AUGGACAACUACAUCAAUUGCGACGUCGGAGACCCGAGUGCGCUCCUGCGGGAUGAUGACGCCAGCGAAAAGAGCAUGAAGCAGUUUCUCCAGGAAAAUGGAAUCAUACAAAAGUACGACAAAGAAGGAAAUACAAAGGGAGUGCACUCAGACAUAGGUGAAGUGUCAUCGUACAAACAGGCAAGGAAUACAUUAGUACACAAAAACAUAACUGUGAAAAUUCACAACAUAAUAGCCUCAGCUAAUCUUUCUGUAGAGAUUGACUUACGCCUAGUGGCUAUAUCCAUACGAAAUGCAGAAUAUAAUCCAAGUAAAAUAAACACACUUAUUGUAAGACUGAACAAACCCAAGUGUACUGUUCUCAUUUUUAAGAGUGGGAGACUCAUGCUAACCGGUACGAAGACUAAGGGGGAUGCCAUUUAUGCUUGUAAAAAAAUUGGCAAGAUAAUUAGGCUUGUAACAAAUGAGAGCGUAAAGCUGGAAGGGUUUAAUAUAGAAAAUAUCAUCGCUAGUGCUGACUGUAACAUGCCAAUACGGUUGGAAAUGCUGGCACAUGAUCAUAAGGACUACUGCAAUUACGAGCCGGAGUUAUUUGCUGGACUCGUGUACAGGUAUAAGCCAACGUCCAAACUGAAGUCUGUUAUUUUGAUUUUCGUUUCUGGCAAGAUUAUCAUCACGGGGUGCAAAUCUGUUCAGAAGCUCUACACGGUGUUCGAUGAUAUUUACAAUGUACUCCUUCA
This is a messenger RNA of Plasmodium cynomolgi strain B, 740 nucleotides long. Its product is annotated as transcription initiation factor TFiid TATA-binding protein. The record is from RefSeq and is a predicted model, not a curated record. The transcript has a single exon. Gene Ontology annotation, molecular function: RNA polymerase II general transcription initiation factor activity; DNA binding. The annotation marks the transcript as partial. Gene Ontology annotation, biological process: DNA-templated transcription initiation. Lineage: Eukaryota; Apicomplexa; Aconoidasida; Haemosporida; Plasmodiidae.